Fulvia fulva is the source of this 483-nucleotide messenger RNA. RefSeq lists its product as uncharacterized. The transcript has a single exon. The record is from RefSeq and is a predicted model, not a curated record. NCBI's taxonomy places the organism in Eukaryota, Fungi, Ascomycota, Dothideomycetes, Mycosphaerellales, Mycosphaerellaceae. Bases 1 to 483 code for a protein of 160 amino acids.
AUGCAAGAGGACGAGUACACCAAGCUCACAGUCAACAGUCCUCUCGCUGCCGCCAGGGCGUUUGGGAGUCUUGGGGAGAAGUUCAAUUCCGUGUACAUGUCCGGCGAGGGAGCGGUGAUGGAUAAGGAGGGUGGGAUGCUUUUCGCGAGGGUGAAGGGGAAGGCGGAGAGGGAGUUGCUGAACCUACAAGAGGAGUCAUCAAGUUCAAAGGUCUAUAAUGUCAGGCCAGGAGGAAUCAAUCCUGAGGGAAAGUAUCUAGCUGAGAGGACACCGGAUUGGGCGGUUAGGUCUAUUCAUAUGUUGGGAAAUGUGUUUGAGAGGUUCUACAAGAACAUGGUGAUCUCAACGGAGAGUCUGGCGAAGGCGACUGUUGGGCUUGCGGUGGGGCAUGGGGAGCCUGUACCGGCAGGGAGGGGUGUGGAGGAAGGUGGAAGACUACUAAGGAAUACGGCACUCAGGGAUUUGGCGGAGAGGGCAGGGUGA